Phyllostomus discolor (pale spear-nosed bat) is the source of this 1225-nucleotide messenger RNA. It is a transcript of the gene SETD9, whose product is annotated as SET domain containing 9. The record is from RefSeq and is a predicted model, not a curated record. Gene Ontology annotation, molecular function: protein binding. Bases 51 to 950 code for a protein of 299 amino acids. Lineage: Eukaryota; Metazoa; Chordata; Mammalia; Chiroptera; Phyllostomidae. The transcript has 6 exons.
CCCGCCCCUCCCCGCCGGGGCGGGCCGUCUCCCGGCGCGGCCGGGCCGCCAUGCCGGGCGCUCUGCUGCAGGGCCUGGGGAAGUGGUGGCGCCGCUACAAGUACCGCUUCGUACCUUGGAUCGCGCUGAACUUAGGCCGCAACCCCAGGACCCUCCGGUAUGUUCCAGUGGAACUGAAAGACAAAAUUAUCUCCGAUGAAUACGUCCUAGAAACAUUACUGAGACUCUUCCGGGCUCUGUUCAUCAACGAUUUCUAUAAACAAUCAGACGUCCUGACUGUGCUGCCAGAGCCUGUUCAAUCACAAUAUCACGACCUCCUGUCAGUCCGGCAUCCAAGGGGGAGCCCGCCUGAAUACAGACAUCACGGGAGUCACAUCGUUAAACCAGAAGAAAUUCUGUACGAGACGCUGGGUUUCAGUGUUGCCUGCACAACCAGCUCCUUGGUCUCUGCCGGAAGAGGGGUCUUUGUUUCCAGAGGAUCGGCACCAAAGGGCACAGUUGUAUCCAUGUACCCUGGUACAGUGUAUCAGAAAUACGAGCCAAUCUUCUUCCAGUCUAUUGGGAACCCAUUCAUUUUCAGAUGCUUGGACGGCAUACUCAUUGAUGGGAAUAACAGAGGAAUAUCAAGAGUCGUGUACAGAUCUUGCACGGGAAGGGACCGCCUCGGCCCGCUGCAGACAAGCGACUGCACCUGGCUGACGGCGGAUGCGCAGAAUCCGCUGGCGGUGGGGCAGUACGUCAACAACUGUUCCAACGAAAGGGCCGCCAACGUCUGCUACCAGGAGCUGGACGUGCCCACGGCCUUCCCGGUGGAGCUGAAGCAGUACCUCCCGAAUGUCGCCUAUGGCUGCGGCCAGCCCAGCCCCCUGCGGUGUGUGGUCCUGGUCGCGCUGAGGGACAUCGGGCAGGGAGAGGAGCUUCUCUCCAACUACUACACGGUCGUCGGCUGACGCUCCGGAGGGGAGACCAGGUCUCCCGCUCAGCCCCCGAGUUGGUGUCGGCGUUUCUGGUAGUUCUCCCUGAGCCCCACCUGCAGAGCGCAGUGCUGAGAGCUGAUCGGAGUGGGGACUUUUUAUCUCUAUUGAUAUUUUGUUUAUGUUUCAAGUCCACGAUAAAAGCUGUUUGCUGCAUUACAGUGUCAAAUUUCCAAGGCAAUUCUAGUUUUAUUUCAUUCUCACCUAAAUACACCGCAGCUUAUUAAAUUAAAGCCUACUGCCCGAACUUA